This is a messenger RNA of Periophthalmus magnuspinnatus, 1671 nucleotides long. RefSeq names its product solute carrier family 46 member 1 (gene slc46a1). Lineage: Eukaryota; Metazoa; Chordata; Actinopteri; Gobiiformes; Gobiidae. The record is from RefSeq and is a predicted model, not a curated record. The transcript has 6 exons. Gene Ontology annotation, cellular component: plasma membrane. Gene Ontology annotation, biological process: transmembrane transport. Gene Ontology annotation, molecular function: transmembrane transporter activity. Bases 167 to 1633 code for a protein of 488 amino acids.
ACUCUACUUAACACAUACACAAAAAGUCAAACUGACUUCCCAGUACUACCAUAGUGCAAAACAGACAACCAAGAUGGGGCGCAGUGGCAUGUAAGACAACUCAGUCUAUCGUGAAUUUAAGAUUAGGGGUGAAGAAGUGACUAGUUAGCAAAUUGGCACGUUGACCAUGGAUGAGCCAGACACCGUCGCAAUCCUCGACCACGUCCUCGGUCCUGUCCCUGAGACCGAUGAUCAGGAAACUUCGGAGAUAUGCGCUAAUACCGAAGUAGGCUCUGCGUACUCCUCAAAGCCUCCGUUUUCGUGUUUGAAACCUGUUACUGUGGAACCUGUGCUCUUCUUCUCUACAUUUUCAAUAGCUUUACAAGGGCCGUUGUUCACUCAAUAUUUGUGGGACCGUAUAAGCGAGGACCUUGGCUAUAACAGCUCCAAGAGGUCAGAGUGCAACAGCUCUCUGCCGGUCGACCCUUUGCAGAAGGAGGUAGAGACAUUAGUCGCCCACUGGAAUUUAUACAUCAAUCUUGGAGGACUUUCGCUGGGCCUGUUGGUGGUGCCAUUCCUAGGCUCCUGGAGUGACAAGGCUGGGCGCAGGCCGCUCCUUAUCAUCCCUAGCAUGGGACUGGCUCUAGAGACAUUGGUUUACCUGGUGGUUAUGUACACAAGGCUACCUGUGGGGUACUUUUUACUGGGCAGAAUGAUCAGUGGCAUAUCUGGUGAUUUCAACUGCAUCUUGGCCAGUAGCUUUGCAUACAUAGCGGAUAUAAGUGACAAAAGAGCCCGCACCUUCAGAGUUGCUAUCUUGGAAUCUUGCUUAGGAGUCUCUGGGUUGCUGGCCAGCAUUAUUGGAGGCCAGUGGAUGAGAGCACAAGGGUACAUCAACCCAUGCUGGCUGGUCCUGGCUACAAGACUGGCUUCAGCUCUCUACAGUUACUUUUUUGUUUGUGAAUCUGUGCCAAUAGACCCCUCUGUAAGGCUCUUCAGCACCAGCCAUCACAAAGCACUCUGGAAGCUGUACUCCACUGGGGGGAGUCAAAGCACUGGCUGCUUUCACAAAUACAAACUGUGGCUUUAUACAUUUUGCUUCUUUAUUGUGGUAGGUGUUCACUCUGGCUGUAGAGAACUUUAUGUUUUGUUUGAAUUGAGCUCUCCAUUGUGCUGGGGGUCAGAGCUCAUUGGCUAUGGAUCAGCAGCUCUACAUCUGGCCUACCUAAGCAGUCUGCUGGGGCUGAAGAUCAUGACACGUUGCCUGGAGGACUCCUGGGUGGCUCUGGUGGGGCUGAUCUCUAACAUCACUGGCUUGUUGGUCUUCUCUGCUGCAAACACCACGCCGCUAAUAUUCACAGGCUAUGGUCUGUUGUUCUUUUUUAUGACAACAACUCCUGUGAUUAGGUCAAAGCUGUCCAAAUUGGUUGAUCCAUUAGAACAAGGAGCACUAUUUGCAUCUAUAGCCUGUGUGGAAACUAUGUGUUCUAUGGUAGGAAGCAGUGUCUUCAACUCCCUUUUCCCAGCCACUUUGCACUUUAUGAAGGGGUUUCCCUUUCUAUUUGGGGCCAUCAUGCUGUUGAUUCCUUCUGGUAUUAUCUGCACACUGAAGUAUCUGGACCAAAGAAGACAUGAGCAACCUGACAGAAAUUGAAUAAAUGAGGUUACGUGUUGAUAUGCUGACAUCUGUAU